Molecule: messenger RNA, 741 nt
Organism: Laccaria bicolor S238N-H82
Lineage: Eukaryota; Fungi; Basidiomycota; Agaricomycetes; Agaricales; Hydnangiaceae
Exons: 2
Coding region: 1-741 (246 amino acids)
Source: RefSeq, a predicted model, not a curated record
AUGUUCUGGCGAACUACGUCACCUUCGCGUACCAUCACAUCCUACCAACAUCCCAUCAAAGCCAUACAAGCGGUGACCACGCUCGGGAGAGACGUUUCCUCCGGUGCGACAUCGCAAGCGAUCAGCUUCUGGUUGAGCCUCGAGAGGGCAUUGGACGGGAUAGAGGCGCGAUUGGGGAGCAGGGAGGUGGGGAUGAUUAUGGAUGCAUUGAGGAAUGCAAAGACGUUCUCAGUUAUAAUGGGAACAGUAAAACCAACUAAUGACCAUUCAACGACCUCCCCUCCCUCCACCUAUCUCGACGAAGUAUGCGAACUUUUCAACCCCCACCUAAACAGAAACUCACACUAUCCCCCUACCCAAUCCGUGAACUCUCCACUCGUCGAAGCAAUCUUAAGAGACCUCAACGACGUCCUUCUCCGGAUCUUAACAUCCCACGGACUAGCAUACUCGCCUUACCCAACCUUCGAUUGUCUCCUCGCACAAACGACGGGGAUAUUUGGGACGUGGGAUGAUCUCAUCAAGGAAUUCACGAAUGUCCUGAGGGAGGCGACCAGGAAGAGGCGUGAUAACGUUAUUCCGGCGCAUUGGAAGCUUGUGGAAUGGGUGGAGCAGUUGGCUGUUAUGACGGAUUUGACGAGGGGGUUGGCCUUGGGGGAGAAUAAACAGGAAGAGGCGUACCCCACCCCCAGCUACCUCGAUUUCGGUCAAAUUGCCCCUCACCCACACCCAGACUUGGAUUGA